CCAACAACAACAACAACAAUCAGUUCAAAACAUCACUUGUGUGUGUUACAAAGGGGAUCCUGAGUCACAGUUUUUUUGGAACGUGGAAAGGGUUCGGGGAGCCCUGGUGCUCCCUGGUGGGUAGAAAAUGAAUGACUCUUGCCUGGACACGGCUGCCGCCGAAGCCCUGAGGCAGUACGAGCACCAGAUGUACGCCGUCAUCUACUCCAUCAUCCUGCUGCCGGGUCUGAUCGGCAACGUGCUGGCGCUCUGGGUCUUCCACGCCUACGUGAAGGAGACCAAGAAGGCGGUGAUCUUCAUGAUCAACCUGGCGGUGGCCGACCUGCUCCAGGUGCUCUCCCUGCCGCUCCGCAUCUACUACUACCUGAACAACAGCUGGCCGUUCGGCCGCGGCCUCUGCAUGUUCUUCUUCUACCUGAAGUACGUCAACAUGUACGCCAGCAUCUUCUUCCUGGCGUGCAUCAGCGUCCGCCGCUGCAUGAUGGUCCUGCAUCCGCUGAGCUACACGGCGUGCCGGCGGCGGCUGGACCGCGGCCUGUGCGCGGGCGCCUGGCUCCUCGUUUGCCUGUGCUGCCUGCCGUUCCCGCUGAUACGGGGCGGCGGAGUAAACACGAAGGACUGCUUCGCCGAGCUGCCCAUGGUGGACCUGGCGCCGCGGACGGGGCUGGGACUGCUGGUGGCGGCCGAGCUGUUAGGCUUCCUGCUGCCGUUUGGCAUCGUGGGCACCUGCACGUGGCUGACGGCGGGCAGUCUGCGGGCGGGGCCGGCGCGCGUGCCGCAGGACCGCGGCGAGAAGCGGCGGGCGCUGCGCAUGGUGCUGGGCUGCGCCGGCGUCUUCCUGCUCUGCUUCCUGCCCUACCACGUCACCUUCCCCUUGCACUACGCCGCCAAGGCCAAGGCACAGUGGCAGACCAGCUGCCAGUUCGCCAUCUCCAUCCGCCACAUCCACCCGGCCACGCUCUGCCUGGCCAGCCUCAACUGCUGCCUGGACCCCGUCAUGUACUACUUCACCACCGAGGAGUUCCGGCGGCGGCUCUCGCGUCAGGACCUGUCGGACACCUUACACCUGCAGCAGCGGAGGAUCUCCUGCAUGACCACGGAUGAUAAGAACCACAACUCGGAACAAGCACCACUGUGAACAGCCCGGCAAAACUCGUGGGCUGAGGGCAUAUUCUGAAGUCUUUGUUUGACUGCAGCAGUGGGUAGACCAACCCAAUCACAUCAAACAAACUAAGGUUGUUUUGGGAGACUGGUUGUGCUAGGCCCCUGCUGGACUGGUGCAGCCUGGUCUCACCACACCCUCGUACAAGGAGGGAAAUGGGAAUCGAGUGGAUGCUUAUGGAUGGCAAGGCCAGGCUGGCAUUGGGGUGGGGCAAUGGACCUGGCAAGGAAUGGCUGAGAUGUUGGUACGUAAACCUUCUGGCUGAGUAAAGUCUCAGACUGGAGAAACUAACGUGUUGGAGUUAAGGUUGCACUUAAGAACAGAGACAAGAGACUGGCAGUGUUGUUGACGAAACUGUCUGGAGAUCAGAAAAAUAACCUGUGGAACAUUCACAUGACUGACCAAAGAUAGGCUGACCUUUCACCAAAAGGAACACCUGACCACUAGCUAAUGUGAAGUUGUCUUUAUGGUUUUCAGAAAUGUUUUUAAAAAAAUGUGAGUGCAGUGAGGCAUGACUGCCAUAAAUCUGAAAUACUGUGAUGGAAGACAGGUUGACAGGGGACUGAAGAGUAACAACAAAGAUCAAAAAGAGGCCUCCAGGAUAGACACUGUUGUGUGCAGGGGAUGUAAUUACAGUAUACAGCAUACCAUUAUGAGUACAUUCCCUUUAAGGUGCACUGUGUAUGAUGGUGGCAACUAUACUGCUCAUUGAAACUGUGCUGCAUUCUGCCAAAUUUGAUCGUUUCAUUAUAUGUAAGUAACAAUUAAUUAACAAAUACUUACCAGUAUGACCAAAGUACAGUAAGUUUUGCAGCUAAAAAUGUCUAUUUCUGGACAUUUGAAAUGGCAGACAUG
Molecule: messenger RNA, 2017 nt
Organism: Engraulis encrasicolus (European anchovy)
Lineage: Eukaryota; Metazoa; Chordata; Actinopteri; Clupeiformes; Engraulidae
Gene: gpr174
Product: G protein-coupled receptor 174
Exons: 1
Coding region: 128-1138 (336 amino acids)
Biological process (GO): phospholipase C-activating G protein-coupled receptor signaling pathway; positive regulation of Rho protein signal transduction
Cellular component (GO): plasma membrane
Molecular function (GO): G protein-coupled receptor activity
Source: RefSeq, a predicted model, not a curated record